GUUACACAAAGAUCUGCGAACCGUGGCGUGCAUACACAUUAUCUGCAAAAACAUAUUACCUAGUUAAUGGACGGUUGGAAUAUUUUCGUAGUAACUCUACCGGACUGUCUAUAUCACUUGGCGUAAACUUUCGACCAGUAUUUAUCUUAGUUGACAAAAUACAAAGAGAGACAUUUUGUGAAAAUCUCUACGUAUAUAGUUUUAAAAAUUCGCAUGAGUGAAAUGAUUUUGAGUUGUUAAACUCAGGACAGUUGAGAGAACAUCGGGGUCUGUUGUGAAACUUGAGGAUUAUUGGAUUAUAAGCGAAGUGGAAUAGCAUGCUGUCUGGUCUGAGUUGCUGAAACGAUGGGAUUUUUAUCGGUUACAAUAUCUUUUCUUGUGGUGAUUUUAAAGGUUCAACAUGGUUUAGCACAAGGUGUUUGUAAUAGUGGACCCUGUCAAAAUGGUGGUACCUGUCUUCUUGUAACCGGUACGUCUGGCUACUCUUGCCUCUGUGCUUCCGGUUACCAGGGAACAAACUGCGAACUUCAAACGGGUCCUUGUGCUAGCUCACCAUGCCAAAAUGGUGGGACAUGCACCAACGGCGUAAGUUCCACUGGUAGUGAAAUCUUUUCAUGCCAGUGCCCAGAUGACUUCACUGGUAUUUUCUGUCAAACGGCGUUCUCCCAGGACCCGUGCCAGGAUGAACCUUGUAAAAAUGGCGGAACUUGCAGUGAAUUUGUUGGGACGUACACUUGCGCAUGCGUAGCUGGAUGGUCAGGUGUCACUUGCGAAGAAGGUGAUGCCUGUGUAAGCAACCCUUGCCAGAAUGGAGGAGUGUGUAAUAGCUUCCAGAAUCCCACGUUUUACACAUGUUCCUGUAUCAAUGGAUGGCAAGGCUCUAACUGCGACUUAAACCAGUGCAGUUCGGACCCCUGUCAAAAUGGAGCGACCUGUACGGACACAAAUGGAGGGUUGGAAUAUGAAUGCACAUGCGCAAUUGGGUGGUUAGGGACGCUGUGUACGAUUGUGGAUCCUUGUAUUAGCUCACCAUGUAUACCUAAUGGAAACUGUAUCUCAUUUGAGAACAGUUUCGCAUGUUCCUGUGAUGCCGGCUGGGAUGGAAUUCGGUGUGAAAUACCUGACCCGUGUGAAACUCAACCGUGUUCUGAGAAUAGCACAUGUCACAACAAUGAUACUAACUUCUCCUGCGAGUGUUUUACCGGCUGGGUCGGUGACCUGUGUUUUGAUGAGGAUCCAUGUGGCAGUAUUCCCUGCCAAAACGGUGGCGUGUGUACAGGAAGCGUCGGGUCUUUCGAGUGUGCAUGCCCUGAUGAAUUCGUUGGAGACACCUGCGAGAUUGAGGACCCAUGUCUAUCUUCCCCUUGUUUGAACAACGCUCUUGGAUGUACCGGUUUCCCGAGUAACUACAUAUGCGACUGUGCAGACGGUUAUGGAGGCGUUAGCUGCGAAUCGGUGACUGACUUCUGUCUGAUUUACGACCCGUGUGCAAAUGGAGCAACUUGUGCGAACGAUUUAGCGCUGAACUUCACAUGCACCUGCACCGGCGAGUGGGUGGGCCAACGUUGCGAUGAAGUGAAUACAUGCCAGGAUCAACCUUGUUUGAAUGGGGGCACAUGUACAGUAGAUGGAUUGAACUACACAUGCUCAUGUGCCUCUGGCUACCUGGGUGAUAAUUGCGAACAUGAAAACCUUUGCAUUCUGAACAACCCUUGCGUGAAUGGAGUAUGUAAUUAUGUUGCUGAUAGCAACUAUACCUGCACAUGUAUUGGUGGAUGGAGGGGAUUUGACUGUGAUAUAGUGGACCUGUGCUUUGACACUCCCUGUAUGAAUGGAGCCACCUGUAUAUACGUAGGAGACUCUGAUUUCAGGUGUGAAUGUACCAGUGGAUGGGUGGGCGACCAAUGUCAACUAGAUGAUGUGUGUCUACCGAACCCAUGUCAGAACCUUGGUAACUGCACCAAUAUUGGUUUGACUGAUUUUGAAUGCUCAUGCGAUUCCGACUGGACUGGAGAUCUUUGUGAGAUAGAAAAUGCAUGUCUAAGCAAUCCCUGUGAGAACGGUGCAUCCUGCAUGCUAACAAACCCAGGUUAUGACUGUACUUGCACAGAUGGUUGGCUGGGUAUCAACUGCAACAUAGAGGAUGCAUGUUCUAGUACCCCAUGCCAAAACCAAGGUACAUGCAGCACAUACUUGGAUAAUGAGCUAAAUGGAACAUCAACCUACAACUGCAGUUGUCUAGCUAAUUUUACUGGCGUUAACUGCCAGAGAGGUGAUGACUGCUUCCUGAAACCAUGUCAAAAUGGCGCCACCUGUAGUCUUCUCAACCCUGUUGGCCAUGAAUGCUUUUGUGUGCCUGGAUUCAUUGGAGAUAAAUGUGAAAUUGAGGACUACUGCUUCAGUGACCCCUGUCAGAACGGUGCUGCAUGUGAUCUCGAGCCAGGUGUUGGGUACACGUGUAAUUGCACAGGAGGUUAUACAGGGACAUUUUGUGGUGAAGAUGACUAUUGCUACAGUGAUCCCUGUCAAAAUGGAGCGACUUGUAACCUGCUCUCCAAUGGUUAUACAUGUACCUGUCCAGAUGGAUACCUAGGGACACACUGUGAAAAUGUUGAUGCGUGUUUUGCCGGACCAUGUUUCAAUGGUGCCACGUGUAACACACUUGAGAAUGACGUCAUUAACGGAAUUACAAAUUACACCUGUACUUGUGUCCCAGGAUUCACAGAAUACAAUUGUGAUAGAGUUGAUGAGUGUUUCACAUCACCUUGCCGCAAUGGAGGAGCCUGCUCAUUGCUUCCUGGAUCAGGAUAUCGAUGUGACUGUCCAGAUCCUUAUAUUGGUGAUGACUGUGAAAUCGAGGAUUUCUGCUUUAGCAAUCCCUGUCAGAAUGAGGCUACUUGUACAUUGCUCAUGAAUGGAGCUGGUUAUGAAUGUGAAUGCACUGUAGAAUACACCGGAACACACUGUGAACUAUUUGACUACUGUUUAUCUGGCCCCUGUGAAAACGGAGGAACUUGUCUGUUGGAUAUGAAUGGAAAUGGAUAUAUGUGUGAUUGUAUAACAAGCUUCAUUGGAGAUUUCUGUGAAAUAGAGGACUUUUGCUUCAGUGACCCUUGUCAAAAUGGUGCUACAUGUGACCUUGCCCCUGAUGGAGCUGGAUAUAACUGCACAUGCCCUCCAGACUACUUUGGAAUACAUUGUGAAAAUUUUGAUUAUUGUUAUAGUGAGCCAUGCCUGAACAAUGCCACAUGUAAUCUCCAAGACAUCAUCAACUAUGAGUGUAUCUGUACCGACAAAUUUGUUGGUCGGAAUUGUGAACAAGAUAACCAUUGCUACAGUGACCCUUGUCAGAAUGGAGGAACUUGUCUUCUCGAAGCGAAUGGCUACCAGUGUGAAUGCCCUCCAAUCUUCCUUGGAGACUUCUGUGAAAUAGAGGAUUUCUGCUAUGAUAUGCCUUGUGCGAACAAUGCUUCUUGUCAACUUACACCAACAGGCUAUGAAUGUAAUUGUACCCUGGGUUUCACCGGCCAACAGUGUGGUCUUGUUGACCAUUGCUUGAGUGAGCCAUGCCAAAACAAUGCAACCUGCCAACUAGGAGGAGUUGGCUACCUAUGCGGAUGUCUGCAGGGAUAUAUCGGGACAAAUUGUGAAGUCGUAAACUAUUGUUUGAACAACCCUUGUCUAAAUGGAGCUACCUGCCAGCUUGGAAAUGAAACAUUUCUGUGUGUUUGUGAAGUUGGAUUUCUAGGAGAGCGAUGUGAAAUAGAGAACUUCUGUUACUCCCAACCUUGCAUGAAUGGUGGAUCAUGUUCACUGGGGUCUAUUGGGUACAACUGCACCUGCCCAUGGCCUUGGGUGGGAGACAACUGUGAAAUACCUAUUCCAUGUGAUAGUAACCCCUGUCAGAAUGAAGGCACCUGUGUUCCUAAUGGAGCCAAGUUCAUCUGUAACUGUAAACCUGGCUUUACAAGUGAUGAUUGCUCGCAAGGAUUUUACAACCCCUGUCUGAGUGACCCUUGCAUGAAUGAAGGAAACUGCACGUUAGUCAACCAGAACACCGCGUUUCAGUGUAUAUGCCAGUCUGGCUGGACCGGGUAUCAGUGCGAGACACCAUUUGUGUUUGAUCCAUGCCUGAGUAAUCCAUGCCUGAAUGGCGCCAACUGCACAAGUUAUCCAUCUUUCUAUUUGUGUCAGUGCCCCCCGUCUCACUAUGGAGUGAAUUGUGAAGUUUUGAGUCCAUGCCACAGUGACCCUUGCCUAAAUGGAGCAACCUGUAACACGAUUGUUGACAGCUUUGCCCAACUCAACUACCGAUGUGACUGCACAACCGGUCUCCUUGGACCCAACUGCAACAUUGUUGAUCCAUGUUACAGUAAUCCAUGCCAGGCAGGAGGUACUUGUGUCAUUAAUAUCAGCAAUCAGGGUCUAUAUUCCUACUCCUGUGGAUGCCCUAUUUAUUAUGAAGGCAUUAACUGUGAAAUCUAUACGUUUGAUCCAUGCGAUAGCAACCCCUGUUAUAAUGGAGGAUCAUGUAAUAAUCUGGGCACUCAUGAUACAUACAUCUGCCAGUGUCUUCCUGGUUUUGAAGGUGACCGUUGCCUAACAGUUUCAAACCAAUGCAGUAGCUCUCCUUGUCAAAACGGUGGGACCUGUAGGAAUUUUGGAGCUUACUACAGCUGUGACUGUCAACUAGGAUUCACUGGUGAUAACUGCGAGCUUGCCAUUAACCCUUGUUCCAGUGGGCCUUGCUUCAAUGGAGGCACGUGUGAGAAGGUAACAGGGGUAUAUGACUACACCUGCACUUGCCCAACUGGAUACGUUGGAAGUCGCUGUGAGAUUUUACUGGACCCUUGUUUUAACAAUCCAUGUGAGAAUAGCGGGGUGUGUAUUGCAAGUCUCACAUCCUAUUCCUACCAGUGUAACUGUCCUGAUGGUUACAGUGGAAAUAAUUGUCAAAUAGUUAACAAUGCAUGUUCCCCGAAUCCUUGUCUUAACGGAGCAACAUGUACAGACUUUGUAACAGUCUAUACCUGUGAGUGUCAACCUGGAUAUACAGGGAAAAAUUGUGAUCAAGAGCUUGAUCCAUGUGUAAGCUCACCAUGUCUGUAUGGCGGAACAUGCUACCGGUUAUCAAAUGUCUAUAGUUACGUCUGCCAAUGUGCCUUGGGAUAUACAGGUCCUAACUGCCAAACACUUUUAGAUCCAUGUGUGAGCGGCCCCUGCCAAAAUGAAGGAACCUGUGUUGCGAGUCAGUCAUCUUAUGUUUAUGCUUGUCUCUGUAAGGAUGGAUUUUCAGGCACGCACUGUGAAACAGAGUUGGAUCCUUGUGCAAGCUCUCCGUGUGUGAAUGGAGGGAACUGUUUUAGAGCUAACAAUGCAUACCAGUAUGUGUGCAAUUGUCCAGUUGGCUAUGAAGGAACCAAUUGCGAAGAAGCUGCACCAUGUAACAGUAACCCAUGUCAGAACAACGCACCGUGUGUGCAAGCCCAGGACGGAAGCCACUUCGUUUGUGUUUGUCCUAAUGAGAGAAUCGUGGGGACAUUCUGUGAGACAGUAUUGGAUCCUUGUGACAGCACUCCAUGUAUAAAUGGUGGGACUUGCUUUCCGUUUGAAACGAGUAACAACUUUAUCUGCAGUUGUCCAGCAGGCUACAGGGGAGAAUUCUGUGAAAUGACUCCUUGUUCAUCUGAACCCUGCCUAAACAAUGGCCUCUGCACAGUGUCAGGUUCAACGUAUAGCUGCCAAUGUGCUUUUGGGUUUAGAGGGUCGAACUGUGAGGAAAUUGAUGCUUGUGCAAAUAGCCCAUGUAUGAACGGUGGCUCGUGUAGUGACUUAGGAUCAGGUUCAUACCAGUGUGAUUGCAUUGGAGACUAUCUAGGAACCAACUGUGAGAUACCCCCUGGAGCAUGUAUUAGUAACCCAUGUGAAAGAGGCCAGUGCUUUUCCCUUCAAAUUGGUUAUUUCUGUGACUGCCCAGAUGGAUACAGCGGUGACAACUGUGAAAUUGCAAAUGAUGCUUGUUCCCCGGAUCCGUGUCAAAACGAAGCUCCUUGUAUCAACCAAAUAACUUACUAUACAUGUGUCUGUCAAGAGGGAUAUAUAGGGGACGACUGUGAGCAAGCGACUGCCUGUGUGACCAGCCCUUGUCUGAAUGGAGGAACCUGCUCCCCUGCAGGAUCUGGUUACACCUGUCAGUGUCCGGAUGCAUUCAUUGGAUCAACCUGCAACGUUGAUAACCCAUGCUACACAUCACCUUGCCAGAAUGGAGGCGUUUGUACAGUGAGUGGCUUUAAUUAUGUGUGUAGCUGUGCAUCAGUAUGGAUUGGACAGACAUGCUCUGAAUAUCAUCCAUGUGGAUCCUCGCCCUGUCUUAAUGGAGGGGCCUGCUACAAUACAGGUGGAACGUACCAAUGUACAUGCCCUAAUGGCUGGACUGGCAGCACUUGUGCACAAGCUGCCCCUUGUUGGUCUUCGCCAUGUCAGAAUGGUGGGAUAUGUUUAACAAUCAAUGACCAGUACAGAUGUGAUUGUCCAGACGAUCACAUUGGUAGCAACUGCCAAACAUAUAACCCAUGUUGGUCCUCACCUUGUUACAAUGGAGGCACUUGUAUCAACCAGGCUAAUACGUUCCGCUGUGAGUGUGCAGCUGGGUUUGCUGGAACUAACUGCUUGGAAGUGGUCAACCCGUGUGCUAUUGCUAAUCCCUGUCAGAAUGGGGGAGCCUGUCGUGUCCUGUCAGGUGGGAUGUACGAAUGCACCUGUCCUACCGGUUUCUUGGGUGCAAACUGUGAGAUAGAAUUGCCUUGUACUAGUAACCCUUGUCGAAACGGAGCGGCCUGUCUGGUAACUUCUGGUCUGGAAUAUACCUGUCAAUGUUUGGAUGGAUACUCGGGCACACAGUGUGAACAAGAUGUUGAUCCUUGUGAUCCAGAUCCCUGUCAAAAUGGUGCACCCUGCAUGGUCCUCAGUGUGACUUCCUACAACUGUGAUUGCCCUGAAGGUUACUUGGGGGUCAAUUGCCAAUUUGAUGAUAUGGAUCCCUGCACACCAAACCUUUGCCAGAACAAUGGGCAGUGUACACCGGGAAAUGGAGAUACUUAUACAUGCCAGUGUCAACCAGGAUACGGUGGAGCUAACUGUCAGCUAAGUGAUUGUGAGCCUAACCCAUGCUUUAACGGCGGAUCUUGUUCUAUUGGCCCGAACGGUGCUCAGUGUACCUGUGCCAAUGGCUGGAAAGGGACUUUCUGCAAUUUGUAUGACUGUGUUGCUGCUGCACCUUGUACAAAUGGAGGAACAUGUAAUGAAGCUGGAUCAUUGUUCUACUGUGCAUGUCCCGAGGAAUUCCAUGGUGCUACCUGUGAAUUUGAAACGACAUGGGGUAUUGACAUGAACGUUGCUGCCAACGAUCCUCAAGUGGUGAACUCCCCAAACUUUCCCAGUACCUACCCACCAAACCUCCAAGUCACCUGGACCGUAACCGCCAUGGAAGGCGAGCUCAUCCAGGGUGUCAUUUCAUCCUUUGACAUGAUUGCUCCAAAUGACUACCUGGACAUCUAUGACACCAACUCGUUGGAAGGCAGGAGGAGGCGGGCGGCGCCAGCAGGAGCCAUCUUGCUCCUUCAUUUGACGGGUCCACAAGCAAGCCUCGCAAAUACCACUUUCGUGUCAACCAGUAAUUCUGUGACCAUGGUCAUGAUCACUGAUUCUGCAGAUGAGGGGAGUGGUUUCUCUUUGGUGUUUACAGCAAUGAACAAUCUAGAUUCCUGCUCUGCGGAACCUUGUGUCAAUGGUGCCACUUGCAAUGUGAUCAAUGCUGAUACUUACAGCUGCGACUGCCCGGAUGGAUUCGUUGGUCAAAAUUGCCAAUAUGCUGAUUGCACACAGAGUGGUUGUUAUCAUGGAGGUGCGUGUAACACACAGUUAUUGGGUGACCCAACGUGUCUGUGUGCGGUUGGAUACACAGGUGUUAUGUGCGAAACUGAAAUUGAUGAAUGUGAGAGCAACCCUUGUCAGAAUGGAGCAACUUGUGAGAACUAUGUUGCAAUCUACCGAUGUGUCUGCCCAGCAAAUUUCACGGGACAACAGUGUGAAUCUCGUAUCACUGGAGCCACAGAAGCUCCACGCACAGGCGGCUUCCAAAUGGAGACCUGGCUGAUCGUCAUCAUCGUCCUGGCGGUCGUCAUCCUCAUCGUAAUCAGUGUCCUGAUCACUGGUCUCUUCUGUAUGAGGCGCUCAAAGACACCCAAACUGUCAGACCGCGAAAACUGGGAAAUGAAAAAUGGCGCCCUCAUCACUCCCAUGGUGGCCCGAGCAAGAACACAACAAAACGGACAUGCACGGACGCAUGAUGACAGUCGAUCUCCACCGCCAACGUAUGGAUCGCUACAAGCUUCACAACGUGCCCGAGCGGUGGCUGAAGGCGCAACGCCGAUUCCUCGGCAAGGUGAAUCAUCAUCACGUCCAGGGUCACGGGCGAUACACUACCAACAUCGUAGUUACAUUGAAAAUGGAAAUGUCCGUAAUGGACAAGUGCUUACGAGUACACCCCAGGCAUCCAAGCCCGGGGGUUCGGGCACCCGUCAUAGUCGCUCCUACAGUCUAGAAGGGGUACAGAACUCUGGAUACUUUGUAGACGAUGCGGAUUACUCCCCAACUCGAAUUGAACAAAGCACGGGGGAUGGUGAUGACUAUAGUAUUUCAAGCGCUGAACUCGAACAAUACAUGGUCAGUAUGGCAAUGAAUAAUACUAGCCAGUAACCAUGACAACAGACUAUAAUGAUAGUGAUUGAUUGACUGAAAGACGUUCCAGCGCAAAUUGGUGUAAUGAUUUGAAUGAUGUGCAUUUGUAAUUGAUGCGGGCAAUCACUUGCAAUUGUUCAAGAUUGUAUGUAUAUAUCGUUGGAAUGGAUAUAAGUUUGCCAAUGUCAUUUAGAUUUCUUUAUGCAACAACAUGUAUCACCUUGAGAUUGACCUUGAAAUUCUUUUUCGAAACUUUUUCUCAUAUUAAAAUUGAAAUUAUUAUAGGGUAUUGGCCCAUUGACAUUUUUAGAAGAGUCAUUGAACAACAUACGUUUUCAACAUUUUUUAUGCAAAUUUUAUAAUUAAUUUUUUUAUUCAUAAGCAUUUUACAAUUGACAAAGUAUCAAAUUGUUUUAUACCAAACAGAAUCUAUUGAAGCUGAGUAUAAAAAGUGGAUCUAUUCAAUAUGCACAUUUCAGCAGACAGUACUUGUGAUUCACUGUAUAAAGUAAAAGAAGAAUUAAAAGCCAACAAAGGAACAAAAUAUUUCUAGCAAAUGUAAUUUACAUAUUGAAAAAUUUACAGUAUCAUAGCCCAACAAAUGAUCUUCCUAUUUAUAGUUACAUUAAACCAGUAUUAUUUACAUAUUUAUUGGAAUGCAUUGUUAUGAUUGAAUAAUACUGAAGAGUAUUAGAUUGGUAAUAUGAUCAAUUAUCUAAUUUUUGCAAACAGAUAUUGUGACUUGACUCACACUCAAAAUACUGAAUAAGUAUUAAGAUUAAUAAAAAAUGGAAGAAAAUGUUUACAAAUCAUAUAAAAUUAAAUCUACACAUUCCUCAUUAUUUUGAAGAAUACCCUUGCAUCUUUUUUUCAAAUGAGGCUUUUCAUAGUUAGUUGAUAUGCAAAUGUGUAUUUUGAUUUCAUACAAAUUCCAUGUUUUUUAUUCGGUUGCCUUUAUCUCUUAGGGGUUUUUCACAACUUUUAUGGCGGGAUAAUUGUUUGAAUGUUUUAUAUUUUUCAGGUGCUAAUACUGACAAGCUGACGUUGAUUUUAGUGCCUCAUUAAGUUGACGUGAAUGAUAUAUUAGAUGAUAUGACAAUUAAUACUUGGCAGCAAAAAUACUUGGCAAAAAUACUUGGCAGCAUUUGGCUGUAAUUUGCCUUUAAUUUUGAAUUAGAAGCACUGAAGAAUUUCCAAUCUGUUUUUAUGUUAAAAAUUAAUAGGUGUUUUUAUGAUUGUCUUUAGUUCAGAAUUUGUGCUUUCGAUUUUUACUAAAUUCUGGAAAUUCAUUCUACUUUGAAUUUCAUAAUUGUGAUUUUGUCUACAGUAACCAGAAUUGUAUGCAGAUUUCGCCCUCUAUUGACUAUCACCACAGAAACCUUGUAAACAUCAACCCCAGAUCUGGUGCGCAUAUAACACACAGCUCAGCAAUUGAUCACACAGUUCAUAUGUAUUGAUACUGAUGAUCGCACAUAAUGAUCAAUGUAAUCAUGCAUUAAAGUCUGCCAUUACAAUUCAGCAAUAAGCUUUGUGUUACCACUGAUACCCUAAUGAGCAUUUCAUAAGACAGUUUGUCAUCUGCUCUCAGCUGUUUUAAGCUACUGCUGUCCUUGCAUCUGAUUGGCUGAGACCAAAUUUAUGAAAUGAAAUCAAUGAGAAAAUGUUUUUGUGAAACCGUGGACACGUAGGUCCAUGGUGAACUAAUCAAAUUGCCCCCACCCUCCUUACCCAGGGUGAAAUUUUCCAAUAUUGUAUUCUUGUAGUAUAUCUAUGCCCACCGAGUUAUUUACAUUCUUAAUGCAAAAGAGCUAAUCUGGUCCCUAGUCACCCUCUUCUCAGAUUGAGACAAGGAACCGGUCAUUUUUGGAGUGGUCUUUGCAUCUUUUUUGAGUGGAUUAUAGCUCCUGUUGGAGUGAAAAUGUUUUAAAAAUAUUGUAUAUGCACAGUUCACUCCAAAAAGGAGCUACAUUGCACUCCAAAAUGACUGGUCCCUUGUCUCACUCUGAGACGAGUGUGAUUACGAACCAGAUUAGCUCUUGCAUUUAGAGCGUAUCUGUCACUCUUUACCAUUUACACUUCCAAUCUUUUAUUUGUAGGUUGUGCUGUACUUAUUGCUAAACUUCACAUGACUUGCUUUAAAAGUGUAUAUAUGUCAAGACUAUUGAUCCAGAAGGUGGCACAUUGACUUAGUUUAGAUGCUAUCCCCUUCCCCUAUUGUCUUUACUUUGACGAGAUGAACUAUCCUCGUAUUGAAAACCCAUUACACGGAUCUUUUAUUGCAAGUAUUUCUCAGAACUUUAUGAACUUAAAAGUCAAAGAUCAUUCAUUUCUUCAUUAUUUCGCUACACGAUACAAAUCAAACAUAAUCAUGCAUUUACAUAAGCAAAAUUCAAGCUGUAUUAAACAGCAAAUGGUCUUCCAAAGAUUGAAUCAAAGGGAAGCAAUUUGCAGUAUACAAGGUAUAUUAUUGUACCAUUUUUAUAUAAGCAUAUAAUAUAUCAUGAGUACUUUUUUUACUUGUUUAUAUUUUAUGAAUUACUAUCAUUAUUAGUAUGCUGUGAUCCAUUUCAACUAUAGUUGAAAUGAUUACUUUGAAUCGUUUCUUGCUUUUAGUGGUGAUGAUAUUUAUCAUCAUUUAAUUUGUACUACUGAGUAGCAAUCAAAAUUCAUAAACUUGUAUAAAAGAAGAGCAAUUAAAUCAUUUAUUCAGUCGGAACUAUUAAAUAUGCCACAAAAUGA
This is a messenger RNA of Lytechinus variegatus (green sea urchin), 11478 nucleotides long. Its product is annotated as fibrillin-2-like. The record is from RefSeq and is a predicted model, not a curated record. The transcript is spliced from 66 exons. Lineage: Eukaryota; Metazoa; Echinodermata; Echinoidea; Temnopleuroida; Toxopneustidae. Gene Ontology annotation, molecular function: calcium ion binding. Bases 346 to 8757 code for a protein of 2803 amino acids. Gene Ontology annotation, biological process: heterophilic cell-cell adhesion; establishment or maintenance of epithelial cell apical/basal polarity. Gene Ontology annotation, cellular component: protein-containing complex; plasma membrane.